AUGAGUUUUAAAUUGGCUAACCGGGUGUGCGAUCGCAAGGAACUCGAGGAGUCGUUUAUUUUCCACGAGGGGCUGUGGGCGUGGCUUACCACCGCCAUGCCGGCUCGGGGCGACGCAAGUGGUGUAGCAGAAGCCGUUAGCAAUCUACAAGACGGAGCGGACACAAUAGAUGCCUGGAUGACGCAGAUAGACGAUUGGAACGCCGGACUCGCCUCGCGGGAGACCAUCGACGCAGUCCGCCUAACCGCGCGGAGAAUUCUCUCGCGGAAGAACCAAUACCAGGAGUACUUUAGGCAACAUCGGAGCAACACGCGUCAGCAAGACAGACGAGUGCGAGACGUAUUCCAGUUCGUCUGCAGCCAGCUGUGCGAGGCGCUGAAGGAGGUCUGCGAAGCGGGCACGCAGCAGAUUCAGGGAUACGUGGCUGACCUCGAGGCUGGAAGCGAGGCGCAGGAUGAUGCAAGAGCCAGGUUGGCUGCUCUUGCAGGGAUUGUCGAGGACGUAGGAGAAGAAGUCUCGCCAGACUCGUCAGAUUCGCCUUGA
Messenger RNA from Thyridium curvatum, 543 nucleotides. RefSeq lists its product as uncharacterized. Bases 1 to 543 code for a protein of 180 amino acids. NCBI's taxonomy places the organism in Eukaryota, Fungi, Ascomycota, Sordariomycetes, Thyridiales, Thyridiaceae. The record is from RefSeq and is a predicted model, not a curated record. The transcript is spliced from 2 exons.